This is a messenger RNA of Cebus imitator (Panamanian white-faced capuchin), 1021 nucleotides long. RefSeq names its product proteasome 20S subunit beta 10 (gene PSMB10). Lineage: Eukaryota; Metazoa; Chordata; Mammalia; Primates; Cebidae. Gene Ontology annotation, molecular function: threonine-type endopeptidase activity. The transcript is spliced from 8 exons. The record is from RefSeq and is a predicted model, not a curated record. Gene Ontology annotation, cellular component: proteasome core complex. Bases 136 to 957 code for a protein of 273 amino acids.
GAAGGGUAAAAACGAAAGUGAAAGCAGAAAGGACAGACGUGAAGCCUAGCAGAGGACUUUUCAGCUCCUCACUGGCCCCACUUGUCUGACCCACCCAUCUGCCCGCGACCCCUAAUCCGCUCUGCCUGCCCCAAGAUGCUGGAGCCAGCCCUGGAGACCCGAGGGGGCUUCUCCUUCGAGAACUGCCAAAGAAAUGCGUCCUUGAAAAGCGUCCUCCCGGGACUCAAGGUCCCUCAUGCACGCAAGACCGGGACCACCAUCGCGGGCCUUGUGUUCCAAGACGGGGUCAUUCUGGGCGCCGACACGCGAGCCACUAAUGAUUCUGUCGUGGCGGACAAGAGCUGCGAGAAGAUCCAUUUCAUCGCACCCAAAAUCUACUGCUGUGGGGCUGGAGUAGCCGCGGACGCCGAGAUGAUUACACGGAUGGUGGCGUCCAAGAUGGAGCUACACGCGCUAUCUACGGGCCGCGAACCCCGCGUGCCCACGGUCACCCGCAUCCUGCGCCAGACGCUCUUCCGGUACCAGGGCCACGUGGGUGCAUCGCUGAUCGUGGGCGGCGUAGAUCUGACUGGACCGCAGCUCUACGGUGUACAUCCCCAUGGCUCCUACAGCCGUAUGCUCUUCACGGCCCUGGGCUCUGGCCAGGACGCUGCCCUGGCGGUGCUAGAAGACCGGUUCCAGCCGAACAUGACGCUGGAGGCUGCUCAGGGGCUGCUGGUGGAAGCCAUCACCGCAGGAAUCUUGGGUGACCUGGGCUCCGGGGGCAAUGUGGACGCAUGUGUGAUCAUGAAGUCAGGCGCCAAACUACUGAGGACACUGAGCUCGCCCACAGAACCCGUGAAAAGGUCUGGUCACUACCACUUUGUGCCUGGAACCACAGCUGUCCUGACCCAGACAGUGAAGCCACUAACUCUGGAGCUAGUGGAGGAAACCGUGCAGGCUAUGGAGGUGGAGUAAAAUAGGCUUGAGACUUAGAGCUUGGAACAAGGGGAAAUAAACCCAGAAAAUACAAACAGCUAAA